Conger conger (European conger) is the source of this 4040-nucleotide messenger RNA. It is a transcript of the gene tek, whose product is annotated as TEK tyrosine kinase, endothelial. The transcript has 23 exons. Bases 156 to 3524 code for a protein of 1122 amino acids. Gene Ontology annotation, cellular component: signaling receptor complex; plasma membrane. Gene Ontology annotation, molecular function: ATP binding; transmembrane receptor protein tyrosine kinase activity; protein binding. The record is from RefSeq and is a predicted model, not a curated record. Gene Ontology annotation, biological process: positive regulation of phosphatidylinositol 3-kinase/protein kinase B signal transduction; endothelial cell proliferation; positive regulation of endothelial cell migration. Lineage: Eukaryota; Metazoa; Chordata; Actinopteri; Anguilliformes; Congridae.
UCAGGAGGGAGGGAGAGAGAGCUUCGCCACUCCUGGCAGUGGAGAUGGUUGGGUACGGGCUUCUCUGACACCCUCUGGGGUCCGGUCCGAUCCGCAGCCCCUGAACGCGGUCUGUACACGGAUACAGACCCACGCCACCCCUCCGGUGGAAAAGCAUGGAUUUCGUUCCUCUCCUUCUUCACUUGGCCUGCUGUUUGCUGUCAGGUGACGCAUUGGACCUUGCGGACCUGACCUUGGUGAAUCCGGAAGCCGUGGUGACCGGCUCGGAGUCCUCGCUUCACUGUGUCAGCAGCGACUGGAAGGCUCCGGUCACACUCGGCAUGGGAAGGGAGUUUCCGGCUUGGGAGGUGACGCCACAGACCCUGCAGGUCGUGCCCGACAAGGACUACCGAGUCGCUUCGAAGAUUACCUGGAAAACGCGGAACGUUGACGUCUUUGGAGCUUUCUACUGUAGAGUCAGAAACUCUGACUCCACAGGAAAAGUGUACACCUUCAGGAUGCUGAAUGAAGCUGCAUUCCACCCAGACUCUUUGACAAUCACAGCCAACAUCGGGGAAAACAUCAAUAUAUCCUACACCCGUAGGAAGGUUGUAGCAGAGGACGCGUACAUCUUUAAAAACGGUUCCUUCAUUCACUCUGUGCCCCGAGACGAAAUCCGUGACACCCUACAAUACCCCAUAAACGCCGUGGCCCUGGAACAUGCAGGCUUCUACACGGUCCGAUACAUCGCCGAGACCAUGCCUUCCUCCGCAAUCACCAGGCUGAUAGUAAGAAGCUGCCCUGCAGGGUUUUGGGGUGCCCACUGUUCUCAGACCUGUCCCAUGUGUCUGAAUGGGGGUCUGUGCCAUGACACGACAGGGGAAUGCGUCUGCCCCCCAGGAUUCAAAGGGCAGACCUGCGAAAUUGUGUGCGGGAAGGGCAGGUUUGGCCGAUUGUGUAAAAACAGGUGUAGAGACGGCUACUGUCGGUCGAUGGUCUUCUGCCUUCAGGAUCCUUACGGUUGCUCCUGUGCUACGGGGUGGUGGGGCUUAAACUGCAGUGAAGCCUGCCCCCAGGGUUUCUAUGGGGCGGGCUGUAAGCUGAGGUGUGAGUGCGGGGGCCAGGGCAAGUGCGACCGCUUCCGUGGAUGUGUGUGCGCGGCACGGCACGGCUCCCGCUGUGAGAACGAAGAUCAGGCACCGACAGUGGUUACCAGCCUUGGGGAUUCAGAGCUCAAUGCUGGGGUGAUCUAUAUGCUCAACUGCACUGUCCAUGGCCACCCAGCACCACUGCAUGGAGAGAUAGAACUGAUCAAACCGGACAAAACAAGAAUAUAUGCCACAGAUACGGAUACUGUGAACAACCAAACCAUUUCCCAGUUCAAGGUGGAUAAAAUCACAGUGCAUGACGCUGGCCGCUGGCUCUGCCAGGCGAAAACCACAGCCGGGCAGGCAGAAAAAGAUUUUAUCGUCACUGUCAAAGUGCCCCCGAAGCCUCAGUACCCUCCCUUGUUGAACGGAAGUGGGCCGUAUCACCUGAUCAUCUCCGUUAACAGAGAGCCGUAUAGCGGGGACGGGCCAGUUACCUCCGUGAAGGUUGUUUACAAGCAAGUCAACACCACUUCGUGGGAGACCGCUGAAGUGACUGGCCCGCUGGUAAAGCUGGAGAACCUGACCCCGUGUACUCAGUACGUCGCCUUCAUUCAGCUGAGUCGCCAUGGUGCCGGAGGGGCCGGCUUCCCUGGGCCCGAGGCCAUCUUCUCUACCCCUGUAUUUGAUCUUCCGCUCCUCACCAGGGUGAAACUGGUGCCACUGAGCCAGACCUCCCUCAGUCUCACCUGGGACCCAGUGAAGGGGCCCGCAAAGGAAACCUGGUCCUACCAGGUGGAGUGUAUUCAGGCCUCCGCGCCCGAAAACAUCAAGACAUACCAUCUGCCGAAGAACUCCACCGGCCUGACUCUAACGGACCUGAAGCCCAAACAGAAGUACGAGUGCAAAGUCCACGUGAUAACGACUUCAGGGGGCCAGUACUGCCAGCCCGUUUCCGCAUGGACCCUCAGCAAUGAGCGACCACCGGCACCGUUUGGCGUCAUGAGUUGCAACAUCACCGACUCGUCCGCCAUCAUCACUUGGUCCCUGGAGGAGGGGAACUCCAUCUCCAGAGUCAUCAUCCGCUUCAAGGACACGGUGCUGGCCGACUACAGCCAGCAGGCUGAGAUCAACGUGCAGGACCAGCAGCACCUGCAGUUCCAGCUUCGCGGCCUGAAGCCCAACACGCCGUACCUGGUGGAGAUCUGGGCCCAGAACAACAUCGGGAAGAGCGUCGACAUCCAGUCCAUCCGUGUCCAGACCCUGUCCCCUCAAGAGAGCUCUCGGUUCUAUGGCUUUGGCAGCGAGGGAAACAUGCUGUUCUUUGCCAUCCUGGGCUCUGCUGGAAUGACCUGCAUCACCAUCUUGCUGGCCUUCUGCAUUGUGCUGCAGCUGAAGAGGGCCACCUUCCAGCGCAGGAUGGUCCAGGCCUUCCAGAACAUUGUGAGGGAAGAGCCUGUGGUUCAGUUCAGCUCGGGGUCCCUCAACAUGCAGAAGAAGUCCAAGAACUCAGGCCAGCCGGUGGCCUACCCAGCUCUGGAGUGGAACGACAUCAAGUUCCAGGACGUCAUCGGCGAGGGCAACUUCGGUCAGGUUCUGAAAGCACGGAUUAAGAAGGACGGACUUAGGAUGGACGCCGCAAUCAAGCGGAUGAAAGAAUACGCCUCUAAAGAUGACCACCGGGACUUCGCCGGAGAGCUAGAGGUACUCUGCAAACUUGGCCAUCACCCCAACAUCAUCAAUCUGCUGGGCGCAUGUGAACACCGAGGGUAUCUGUACCUGGCGAUUGAGUACGCCCCCCAUGGCAACCUCCUGGACUUCUUACGGAAGAGCAGAGUCCUGGAGACGGACCCCGCCUUCGCCAUCGCCAACAGCACCGCCUCCACCCUCUCCUCCCAGCAGCUCCUGCACUUCGCCGCCGAUGUGGCGCGAGGCAUGGACUACCUCAGCCAGAAGCAGUUUAUCCACAGGGACCUCGCUGCCAGAAACAUCCUGGUUGGGGAAAACUUUGUGGCAAAGAUAGCAGACUUUGGACUCUCUCGGGGGCAGGAAGUUUAUGUGAAGAAGACAAUGGGAAGGCUGCCUGUCCGAUGGAUGGCGAUUGAGUCGCUGAAUUACAGCGUUUACACCACAAACAGCGACGUAUGGUCCUAUGGUGUGCUGCUCUGGGAGGUGGUAAGCUUAGGUGGUACGCCCUACUGUGGGAUGACCUGUGCUGAACUGUAUGAGAAACUUCCCCAAGGAUACAGAUUGGAGAAACCCCUGAACUGUGAUGAUGAGGUAUAUGACCUCAUGAGACAGUGCUGGAGAGAGAAGCCUUAUGAAAGGCCCUCGUUCACCCAGAUCCUGGUGUCACUCAGCAGGAUGCUGGAGGAGAGAAAGACCUACGUAAACACCACCCUGUAUGAGAAGUUCACCUAUGCUGGCAUUGACUGUUCAGCGGAAGAAGCUGGAUGAUCAAUUUUCAUUCCUCAAAAGUAGCCUUUGCUUCCAUAUCUUUCAUGUACUAUAUUACAUCAAAGUUUAAGCAAUCCUGUAACAAGGAUUCACGGACUAGUAUUUUGCACACAUUGUGUAUUGCAUUUCAUAUGAACAUAUACUAACCCAAAGGAAAAUAAUCUAAAUAUAAUCCUUUUUAUACUCGUCAACUAUUGUAAAUGGAAAGUAAUUUUGAUAUAAACGUGAUGAAUUUGCAUUUUCUUCAUUCUUGUCCAUCUCACACAUUCUCCCUCUGGCAUGAUGAAAUAUCCUGUAAAUAGUCUAUUCUGAAAAGCAAUCAAAGAUAACCUGGAUCAUGUUCUACAGGGACUAAUGGAAGGCUUAUUUUGGAAAUGGUUUUGUGUGAGUGUAGCUUUCCUGUACUUAUAAUCUAUGCAUGGAAUCACUGCGUGUAUAAAGCUGUUUCGUAUUUGUGAAGGUGAGAACUUGUCUGCUGAUCUACAGCUGUAUGACCUUAAUAAACUGUAAAAUUAA